This is a messenger RNA of Aspergillus homomorphus CBS 101889, 1081 nucleotides long. RefSeq lists its product as uncharacterized. The transcript has a single exon. Lineage: Eukaryota; Fungi; Ascomycota; Eurotiomycetes; Eurotiales; Aspergillaceae. Bases 136 to 723 code for a protein of 195 amino acids. The record is from RefSeq and is a predicted model, not a curated record.
GACAUGUCUGUUCAAUUAGCGUUCUCCACGAGUUCACCGCUCUUGUUUGCUGCGCCGCGAUUUCGGAAGCAUAUUCGGUUGGUCCGCUUGGCAAUGUGAUCGCCGGAGGCUUUCGCGGUAUUGGCUUGCUCUCUGAUGAGGGACCGUUUUCUCAACGCGACGUAUUCGGCUCUCGUUGGGCCUAAGCCCGGGGACUUAAUGCGAGCUGAUGUCCGGAUCGAAGUCGAGCCCCAACCAAUGGGGAUAAAGAAGAGGAGACCGCUUUGUCGGGUUCGGCGAGGCGAAGACGCAGCCUGGAGCGCUGUGCCACCGCCAAAGGACGAAGGAAUCGAGAUCCUAGUUUUUAGAGUUCAAGAUGAAACAGCCGACAAGAAGCAAAGUUCCGAAGCAAGCCCUUACAAGAACAUGACUACCAGUCCUGUUGUCGGGAAGGUCGAAAGAGUGGAGAGAUCAAGAGAGCAGUCGGACACGUAUGUUUCGCUUGCUGGUCCACGAGGCAGUAUGAAGGUGGUGCUGCAUCUGCACCCUGAUCCUGAUGAGUGGCUCGAGCAACCAAGUAUGUUGAGCAUUGAUUUUGAUUGCGCCUUAACGGCAUUUGUGCAGUGCUUGCUGAGGUGUCGAGACACUACAUUACAGGCAUUCGGGAUGAUUGAUGAUCUUCAUCUUGGUGGCUGUUUGGAAAAGAUGGAUAAUCCUUACUACAAGAGAAAAAGAAAAACAUAGGAAAGGAAGGUAGAGCAGGUGAGAGGACAUGGGCUCUCAUGGUGGUCAUGAAUAGCGUGGCAGCCCAAAGGCCUUCUCGUGUUUGACACUGUAGGACUUCGCUGCAGGUCAGAUUUUAGUAAAAUGUGAUGAUAGGUUUUCGGCAGAGAGACCGCGUGAGGUUCGGAGUCGGAGUCGGGAGGCGGAGAGGUCGACGGGCGACAGGCGAGAGAAGAAGGCCAGCCACCAUCGGAGCGGACGUGCGCUGACUGCAGCAAAAUAGGUGGUUAUUGAAGCCACGAAGAGCGCCAUUCAAGCAAAUCUUACAUCCUCCUAGUAGUUAUGGCCCCCAUCUUCUUAAUCUAGUUGGAGUAGGACU